ACCUGCCAGGAGCUGUCAUUAGACAAGGAGACAGUGGAUUUUUUUUUUUUUUGACCCUGAAAAUGAACUUUGAGAGGAUUUUCCUAGUCAAGUGCUUGCUGCUUUUAUUUUCCAGUGUAAAAUGCUCUGUCGUCAACCGGCUUUACAAGGCAGUGAAUGAGACGGUUCUUCUCAACAUCUCUGCUUCUGGGAGCAUAUACCAUGCCGUAUGGCAGAGAGAGGGACAGAGGCUGGUUCAGCUCAAAGAUAAUGAUGUUAAGUACUUUGUGAACAAGGACCAGUGCAGGUGUAAGAUACUCCAAAAUGGGACUCUGCAAAUACGUCAGGUGGUGAAAGGGGACAGUGGAAAUUACACAGUGACUGUUCAUGAGCGGGAUGGAAAAUGGAAGGCAGAAGAAAAGACAAGCUUCUUUGUUCAGGAGCCCGUCCCUCAGCCAAUCCUUAGCACUGAAUGCAUGAAUAAAACUGUAUCUGUCAAGUGUGAAGUGGACCUCAAGGCUAAAGGUGAAGAAUUUACUAUAGAACUGACUCAACCUAAUGGCAGAAAAAUCCAAAAGAGUGCAGCCAUGUUGGAAUUGCAGACACGGCAUUCUGGGACAUUCAGAUGUGCUGUUAAGAACCAAGUCAGUGAAAAAAUGGUUGAAAAAGAAAUUAAGUGCUCAGGCAAGCUGGACCUUUAUCUCAUCUUAAGCAUAGCGGGCGGUGCACUCGUUUUUGUCAUCUUUGUGAUUUGGCUUAUUUGUUGUAUCAGGAGGAGGAAAGCAAAAAGGCGUGAAGGUGAUGAUGAGCAGCGGAUGAUGCAGACCCUGCCGGCGGAGUGCGACAGGGCGGUGCGGGAGCUGCCCCCGACACCCUACGCUCCCACCCCGAAGCAGGUGCGGGUGCAGCAGCGGCCGCUGCCGCAGCCCCAAGGGCAGCAGCAGCCGCAGCCCCCGCGGCCCCGGCCCCGCACUCAGCCCCGGACUCCGAACCACCCGAAAGAAAGACCUUAAACGUGCAUCCCGGGAGGAGGGAUGGUCGCCUCUCUGCUCCGCCGUUCACCGGGGAAAAGAAGUUUCCAAAAGUCGGGAGCGCCUCCCGCCCAGCCUUGCGUAAUGCUCAGCUAUGAAACAACAGCUUUUGUUGCAGAAAAUUAGUGAGAGAGAGAGAGAGAGCAUCAAAUGGAGAUGAAGAGACCCGGUGGAGGAGAUUCAAGGUGAUGGGCAUUCAUCCCUGUGGCCAUUUUUCUUCAUGUGUCUCCAUGUUAGGGUAUGGAGCAUUGAGCCUUGAAGCCUGUGUCUUUCUGUGGUUCACUUGUUUUUACCACUCUUUGUUAUCUUCGUGCUUUUUGGAUGGUUGAUACCAAGAAGAAGCGAAAGCUCUUCUUGAUAAAAACGGACCCAUGGAUCUUAUGGGGUUUUGUCAUGUAUAUUCCUCCUGCCACUCAUUAGGACAGCUCUCUGGCUUCAGCAUCAAAUACAAAUAUAUGGCCUCCUGGACCAAAAAAUAGUUGUCUGUACUUAAAUGCUUGCCUGAAGUUGAAAGAAUCAGUGUCAUCUAAUGCAGAGAAGAAAACACUGAAAGGACAUAUGAGAGCCUUGAAGCACCUGCGUGGGAAAAACACAAGCUUUUCCCUUUCUCCACUGUGUUUAGAACAAGAAACCAUGGGCUUAAAGUGCAGCAAGGGAGAGUUAGGUCAGGAUAUUUUUUUUCUAGAUGAAACACUGAAAUAGUGUUUCCUCUGGGAGAGGGUCUCCAGCACUGGGGGUUUCAAAGGGUGGAUGAGACAACUGCCUGUGAGGCAUCCUCGUCCUGCUGAGGGCCAGGAGAACAUGCUACAGUGCCCUUCCAAUGACUGUUUCAGCUCAGUUUUCUGUGACUUGUUGGCAAAUAAAACAAACUUUUAUUCUCAGCAUGCCUGUUUAGCUAUCCAGACAAUUUUUUUUUUCUCCUAGAAGAGUUCUGGUACCUGUUGGCUCAUGAAACAAGCAUUAUGAACUGCCAAGCAGUCUGAUCACUGGUGGCAUUGUCUGAAUUCUCAUGGCUUUCUGGCACAGGUCCUCCUGCUCAGGGUGAAGAGACCGUGUUUCUUGAUUUUGCUGAGAAACACCUCACAUACAACAAGGUGAUGACAGAGAGCUGCUGAGAGACCUCCCUCUCAAAAGGGAGAAGUUGAACUGUGGUAGCUGUACCUGCAUCACCCUCUGUGUGCUGGACACUGCUCACUCCUCUGGUCCUUGGGGAUGUUCACAAACCUCCUCUACAGCUGAGGGGCCAAGAGAGGACAGGCCUUUUUCAGAGCAAUGACUGAAUGGAUACACUGGCCCAUCUGGUGUAAGAGGCAGUGCAGGUGAAGGAGGAGAGAGCUGUGAGAGACACAGAGUAUGAGACAUCCAGCUAGUUUGUUGGUGUUAGGCAGAAGAACACAUAAUACCUCUUGCAGGUUUGACUAUCCUACACAUUCCAGUGGAAAUAAACCAGCCAUCCUUUGUUUCUGCUCAGAAAUCUGACUGGUAUACCCUUCUGGUAUAAGGGAAGGGAAGUAACUUGUCAGGAGAAGGAGGUCUCUGCCUCUUCCAGAACUCAGUCACUUCUCUUGAACUCUGACACUGGGCACAGCCCUGGGAGUGUUACUUGCUCUUGCCUUAGCUUCCUGCAGCUUGUUUUAGGGCUUUCACUCAUUAAAGUUGCACCUGGUAAACAUUUCAUGGUUUAUUUUGUAACACACCCUACGCUAUGUCCCUGCAGUGAAUGAAUAAAGAAGAGACU
Molecule: messenger RNA, 2748 nt
Organism: Corapipo altera (White-ruffed manakin)
Lineage: Eukaryota; Metazoa; Chordata; Aves; Passeriformes; Pipridae
Gene: CD2
Product: CD2 molecule
Exons: 5
Coding region: 63-992 (309 amino acids)
Source: RefSeq, a predicted model, not a curated record